Dissoconium aciculare CBS 342.82 is the source of this 582-nucleotide messenger RNA. RefSeq names its product ribosomal protein L6. Gene Ontology annotation, cellular component: ribosome; cytosolic large ribosomal subunit. The coding region runs from base 1 to 582 and encodes 193 amino acids. Gene Ontology annotation, molecular function: structural constituent of ribosome; rRNA binding. NCBI's taxonomy places the organism in Eukaryota, Fungi, Ascomycota, Dothideomycetes, Mycosphaerellales, Dissoconiaceae. The record is from RefSeq and is a predicted model, not a curated record. Gene Ontology annotation, biological process: cytoplasmic translation. The transcript has 3 exons.
AUGCGGUACAUCUACUCCCAAGAGUCAUUGACCAUCCCGGAGGGCGUCAAGGUCCACAUCAAGACCCGCCAGGUCACCGUUGAGGGACCCCGAGGCAAGCUCACGAAGGACCUGGGUCACUUGGCCGUCGCUUUCUCGCACCCUGAGAAGAACAUCAUCAACAUCGAACUUCACCAUGGCUCACGCAAGAACGUCGCUACUCUCCGAACUGUCCGAUCCCUCAUCAACAACAUGAUCAUCGGUGUCACCAAGGGAUUUAAGUACAAGAUGCGAUACGUCUACGCCCAUUUCCCGAUCAACGUCAACUUGUCAAAGCAGGACGAUACCGGUCUUUACGAGGUCGAGAUCCGGAACUUCUUGGGCGAGAAGAUCGUCCGCAAGGUCAUCAUGCAAACUGGUGUCGAUGUCGAGGUCAGCAAGACCACCAAGGAUGAACUCCAGCUCUUCGGCAACUCCCUAGAGGCCGUCUCACAAUCCGCCGCCGACAUCCAGCAGAUCUGCCGAGUGCGAAACAAGGAUAUCCGAAAGUUCUUGGACGGUCUCUAUGUUAGCGAGCGUGGCAACAUCGUCGAGGAUGCAUGA